Molecule: messenger RNA, 891 nt
Organism: Anisakis simplex (herring worm)
Lineage: Eukaryota; Metazoa; Nematoda; Chromadorea; Rhabditida; Anisakidae
Source: the annotation of a GenBank genome assembly
AUGGAUGAUCAAUCGAGCAAAUUUUACACUCGACUCACUGUGCUAACAGCAACACUGAGUUCGUUGAGUGUUGUUUCGCUAAUGAUUGCAAUACCAACAAUUUAUUUCAAGGCGGAUUAUGAACGUGCCUUCAUCUCAGAUAGAUCUCAAAAAUUCAAGACUGAAACGAACGAGCUAUGGCAACGCAUGACAACGUUAAGCAAGCCUCGAUCAACAACAUAUCGCAUCCAAAGGUCACCGUGGUCGAGAGUGACCUGUCAAGGAUGUACUGCUCUCAGUUGCCCGAUGGGUCCACCAGGUUUGAGUGGACGUGCAGGAGAAGAUGGUACUCCAGGCACUGCUGGUAAUCCCGGACCGGCUGGAGAGGACGGCUUCGAUGUGGAACUGGCUCCUGAGGAUGAUCUGCCUUGUGUCAUUUGUCCUGCUGGCCCACCUGGACAACGUGGAUUACAAGGAGAACGAGGUGAGACAGGCAGUAAAGGGAUGAGAGGGCCAGCAGGUACACCAGGUUUGAUGGGGGUUGACGGUCCUCCUGGAUUACCGGGUGCUCCGGGGCCUAUCGGUCCGAAAGGACCUCGAGGGGUUCGUGGCCCAAGGGGUGACGUUGCUAUCGCAGGAGUGGGCAUCAAAGGUCCCCGAGGACCUCCUGGACCUAGCGGCCCCAAGGGUCCAACUGGACCUCGCGGCAAGCCUGCCAAGAUAGCUGGAUUCGCUGGUAAACCUGGGUCGAUCGGCCCCAUUGGACCACCUGGAGAGCCGGGUAAACGAGGCGAGGAUGGACCAUGGGGCCCUCCUGGAGAACCUGGAAUGCCCGCAUCCUACUGUCCAUCAGAUUGCGGUGUCUCGCAGAUACUAGCACCAGCAUAUGUUGACGAAGAACCAGUGAAUUGA